AUGGAGUUGAUUUCUCUUCCUCUAGUUCUCGUGCUGAUUUCAAACAUCCACUCUGGACAAACUGAAGAGAGCCCUAAACCCGUAGUGAGUGUUGAUCCUGACAAACAGCUGUUCAGAGGAGAAACUGUUACUCUGAGAUGUGACAUACAGGAUACAGGAGACACUGAGUGGACAUACAGCUGGACUGUAGAGAAGACAAAUAACAGAAAUAUAAUCACACAAUGCAACACACAAGAGUGUAAAAUCAACAACAUUCAUCACACUGACAGUGGUAAAUACACUUGUAGAGGAAAGAUACGUGGACAAAACACUGAGAUGAGUGAUGCUGUUACACUGACUGUAUCAUCAGAUAAACCACAGACAGUUUUAAGUGUUUCUCCACAGCAGUGGUUGACUGAAGGAGAUUCAGUGACUCUGAUGUGUGAGGUUAUAAAUUCAUCUACAGGCUGGACAUUCAGCUGGUUCACUGUACAGAGUCCCUCCUCAGUGAAUAAAUAUGAUUAUGAGCUGGUGUCAAACAGCGGUGGAGGAUCUAAAGGCAUCUACACAGUGAGUUCAGUGACUGUGAAGCACACAGGAGUUUAUAUGUGCAGAGCAGAGAGAGGAGAUCCAGUCUAUCACACAGAGUACAGUAACACACAAACACUGUGGAUCACUGGUGUUUCUCGUUCAGUCUCUCUGAUCAUCAUACCCGACAGAUCUCAACACUUCUCAUCUGAAUCUCUCUAUCUGAGCUGUGAGGAUCACAGUAAAUCUACUGGAUGGACAGUGAGAAGAUACACAGACAAACUGAAACCUUGUUCAUCAUCAGACUGGAGAUCUACAGAAACAACAUCUACAUGUACAAUCAGAUAUCCCGGGACAUCUGAUACUGGAGUGUACUGGUGUCAGUCUGAAUCCGGAGAGAAACUUCAUCCUGUUAAUAUCUCAGUACACUAUGUUGGUGUGAUUCUGGACAGUCCUGUUCAUCCUGUGACUGAAGGAGAUCCUCUGACUCUACACUGUUUAUAUCGAUAUAAAAAACCCUCUAACCUGAGAACUGAAUUUUAUAAAGAUGGAUUUCUAUUGCAGAGUCAGACUACAGGAGACAUGAUGAUCAUCCCUACAGUCUCAAAGUCACAUGAGGGUUUCUACUACUGUAAAUACCCAGAGAGAGGAGAGUCUUCAAAGAGCUGGAUCUCACAUCAUGUUUUUGAUCUUUUUCUUGCUCCUGCUGUGGUGGUACAACAACAACAAAAACUCUCAGUCUCCCUCAGCUGUCAGUCAACAGCAGAACAUCAGUCAGACAUCAGAUCAGAAACAGACUGAAGAUGUUUACUGUCCAUUGC
Molecule: messenger RNA, 1328 nt
Organism: Paramisgurnus dabryanus
Lineage: Eukaryota; Metazoa; Chordata; Actinopteri; Cypriniformes; Cobitidae
Product: leukocyte immunoglobulin-like receptor subfamily B member 3A
Biological process (GO): immune response; cell surface receptor signaling pathway
Cellular component (GO): external side of plasma membrane
Molecular function (GO): transmembrane signaling receptor activity
Source: RefSeq, a predicted model, not a curated record